This is a messenger RNA of Drosophila montana, 399 nucleotides long. Its product is annotated as serum response factor homolog A-like. The transcript has a single exon. The record is from RefSeq and is a predicted model, not a curated record. Lineage: Eukaryota; Metazoa; Arthropoda; Insecta; Diptera; Drosophilidae. The coding region runs from base 1 to 399 and encodes 132 amino acids.
AUGACUAAGCACACUCAUCGCACUCCUGCGUCCAACGUGUAUGCAAAUCGAAACCAGUUUAAGCACCAACAACAACAACAACAACAACAACAACAACAACAACAACUGCAACAACAACUGCGGCAGCAGCAGCAAAAAUAUAUAGCAAAAUAUGGGUCGAGAUCUGAAAAUGCAGCUGAUCGAAUUUUUGCAUUAGGCGCAGCAGCAGCAGCAGCGGCAGCGGCAGCGGCGGCAACUGCCAUCCGGCCAGCAGCAACUGUGCCCAAGCUGCCUGGCUGCCUGCCUGAUUAUCUGCCUAGGAAGGCAUGCCAGCAACAACAACAACAACAACAGCAACAACAGCAACAGGGGCAACAACUGCAGCCGGCUGAGCGAAAAUCGAAUGCUAUCUAUAUCUAA